ACGCAACGCGGGCAGGCUGAGCCCGAUGGCGGCGGGCGCGACCCGUCGCGGGGAGCAAAGUCCCGGCGGAUGCGGGCCCGGGGCAGAGCCCUGCCCAGGUGAGUGGCGGAGGAGCGCUCCGAGCGGGUGGCUGCGAGCUGCGCAGAGCUCUGAGGGCAAAUCGGUGCGGUUCGCCGGGUGAAAAACAUCCCCUUUAAACCGCGAGCCCGGCACCGCCUGCACGCAGCCCUCGAGAGGGGUUUGGGGAGGGAGGAGGCGGGGAGGAAAGCAGCCACGGGGUAAACGACGCGUGCCGGAGAAAAAAGUUACGCUCGUGGAACGGGGAAACCGAUCCGGCCCGCCUGCCUGGAAACCAGCCGUAACCGGGGCCGGGCCGGCUUUCCCCUGCCCGCCGUCACCAAAUCCUACUGCACCGCCCCCGGCACCCGGAGCCCCGCACGGUGCGGGGGUAGGAGCCGCCCCGCCCCGCCCCGCCCUGCCCCGGCACAGCCCCGCUCCGCCCCGGCACGGUACGGCUCGGUACGGCACGGUACGACGGGGCUCGGCACGGCCCGCCGCGCAGCCAGCAGAUGCGAUGGUGACCUGCCCUCCCCGCGUCCCGGCCCCUCCUGGUGCUGAGUGCCGUCAGUAGCCCCGUGCGGGCGGCAGCAUGGGGCCGCGGUGCCUUGUGUGCCUCCUGCUGCUGCUCGCCCCAUCCCUGCUGCAGGCCGGCGCCUGGCAGUGCCGCCGCAUCCCUUUCAGCUCCACCCGCAACUUCUCAGUGCCCUACACUCUGCCCAGCCUCGAUGCCGGCAGCCCCGUGCAGAACAUCGCCGUCUUCCCCGACCCGCCCACCGUCUUCGUGGCCGUCCGCAACCGCAUCCUGGUGGUCGAUCCCGAGCUGCGCCUCCGCUCCGUCCUCGUCACCGGCCCCACGGGCAGCGCCCCCUGUGAGAUCUGCCGCCUGUGCCCAGCUGCCGUGGACGCCCCGGGGCCCGAGGACGUGGACAACGUGCUGCUGCUGCUGGACCCGGUGGAGCCGUGGCUGUACAGCUGCGGCACGGCGCGGCGCGGGCUCUGCUACCUGCACCAGCUGGAUGUGCGGGGCAGCGAGGUCACCAUCGCAUCCACCCGCUGCCUGUACUCGGCUGCAGCCAACAGCCCCGUGAACUGCCCCGACUGCGUGGCCAGCCCCCUGGGGAGCACCGCCACCGUGGUGGCCGACCGCUACACCGCCUCCUUCUACCUGGGCUCCACCGUCAACAGCAGCGUGGCGGCGCGCUACAGCCCGCGUUCGGUGUCGGUGCGCAGGCUGAAGGGCACGCGGGAUGGCUUCGCCGACCCCUUCCACUCACUGACGGUGCUGCCGCGCUACCAGGACAUCUACCCCAUCCACUACGUGCACUCCUUCACCGACGGGGACCACGUCUACUUGGUGACGGUGCAGCCAGAGUUCCCCGGCUCCUCCACGUUCCACACCCGCCUGGUGCGGCUCAGCGCCCACGAGCCCGAACUGCGUCGCUACCGCGAGAUCGUCCUCGACUGCCGCUACGAGUCCAAGCGGCGGCGGCGCGGGGCCGAGGAGGAGACGGAGCGUGACGUGGCCUACAACGUGCUGCAGGCUGCCCACGCUGCCCGACCCGGCGCCCGCCUGGCCCGCGACCUCGGCAUCGACGGCACCGAGACGGUGCUGUUCGGCGCCUUCGCCGAGAGCCAUCCGGAGAGCCGUGCGCCGCAGCACAACUCGGCUGUGUGCGCCUUCCCCCUGCGCCUGCUCAACCAGGCCAUCCGGGAGGGCAUGGACAAGUGCUGCGGCACCGGCACGCAGACGUUGAAGCGGGGGCUCGCCUUCUUCCAGCCGCAGCAGUAUUGCCCGCACAGCGUGAGUCAGCGGGGGCCGCGGGGACGGGGCUGGGGCCGGGUUGCACUGGGACGCUGUGGCACCCAGGUGAACCUCUCGGCGCCAGUGACCAACACCAGCUGCUGGGACCAGCCCACCCUGGUGCCCGCCGCCUCCCACAAGGUGGACCUGUUCAACGGGCGCCUAUCCGGCACCCUCCUCACCUCCAUCUUCGUCACCGUCCUCCAGAAUGUGACGGUGGCCCACCUGGGCACAGCACAGGGACGUGUCCUGCAGAUGGUGCUGCAGCGCUCCAGCUCCUACGUGGUCGCCCUGACCAACUUCUCUCUGGGGGAGCCGGGACUGGUGCAGCACGCCACGGGGCUGCAGGGACACUCGCUGCUCUUUGCUGCCGGCACCAAGGUGUGGCGUGUGAACGUCACCGGCCCUGGCUGCCGCCACUUCUCCACCUGUGACCGCUGCCUGCGUGCCGAGCGCUUCAUGGGCUGCGGCUGGUGUGGGAAUGGCUGCACGCGGCACCAUGAGUGUGCCGGCCCCUGGGUGCAGGACAGCUGCCCGCCCGUCCUCACUGAUUUCCACCCCAGGAGCGCGCCGCUGCGGGGCCAAACACGAGUGACGCUCUGCGGCAUGACCUUCCACUCCCCGCCAGACCCCACCGCCCACCACAGCCUCCCCGGCCCCUACAGGGUGGCGGUGGGAGGGCGAAGCUGCACUGUGCUGCUGGAUGAGAGCGAGAGCUACAGGCCGCUGCCCACGUUCCGUCGCAAGGACUUUGUGGACGUGCUGGUGUGUGUGCUGGAGCCGGGGGAGCCGGCGGUGGCGGCAGGGCCGGCCGAUGUGGUGCUCAAUGUGACGGAAUCUGCUGGGACCUCGAGGUUCCGUGUCCAGGGAUCCUCCACCCUCAGUGGCUUCGUCUUCGUGGAACCCCACAUCAGCACCCUGCAUCCCAGCUUCGGUCCCCAGGGCGGUGGCACCCUUAUGUCCCUCUAUGGCACCCACCUCUCAGCAGGGAGCAGCUGGCGGGUGACGAUCAAUGGAUCCGAGUGUCUCCUGGAUGGGCAGCCCAGCGAGGGCGACGGGGAGAUCCGGUGCACAGCUCCUGCUGCCACCAGCCUGGGCGCGGCCCCUGUGGCCCUGUGGAUUGAUGGCGAGGAGUUCCUGGCCCCACUGCCCUUCGAGUACCGUCCCGACCCCUCCGUUUUGACCGUCGUCCCCAACUGCAGCUAUGGGGGCUCGACGCUCACCCUCAUCGGCACCCACCUGGACUCAGUGUAUCGCGCCAAGAUCCAAUUUCAAGGUGGCGGUGGUGGGAAGACUGAAGCCACGCCCCGUGCCUACCCACAGGAGUGCGAGGGCCCGCAGUCACCCAACUGGCUGCUGUGCCGCAGCCCGGCCUUCCCCAUUGAGAUCAAGCCGGUGCCUGGGAACCUGAGCGUGCUGCUGGAUGGGGCUGCUGACCGCUGGCUGUUCCGCCUGCGCUACUUCCCCCAGCCCCAGAUGUUCUCCUUUGGGCAGCAGGGCGAGCGGUACCAACUCAAACCCGGCGACAAUGAGAUUAAGGUGAAUCAACUGGGGCUGGACUCUGUGGCUGGGUGCAUGAACAUCACCAUGACGGUGGGGGGCCGGGACUGCCACCCCAACGUGCUGAAGAACGAGGUGACGUGCCGUGUGCCUCGCGACGUGGACUUGACCCCGGCCGGGGCCCCCGUGCAGAUCUGCGUGAAUGGUGACUGCCAGGCACUGGGUUUGGUGCUGCCCGCCUCCUCGCUGGACAUGGCUGCCAGCCUGGCCCUGGGCACCGGUGUCACCUUCCUGGUCUGCUGCGUCCUGGCCGCUGUGCUGCUCCGCUGGCGCUGGAGGAAGAGGAGGGGGUUGGAGAACCUGGAGCUGCUGGUGCACCCUCCCCGGAUUGAGCACCCCAUCACCAUCCAGCGCCCCAACGUUGACUACAGAGAAGUGCAGGUGCUGCCUGUUGCGGACAGCCCUGGCCUGGCCAGGCCCCAUGCACACUUUGCCAGUGCUGGAGCUGAUGCUGCAGGCGGUGGCUCCCCGGUGCCGCUGCUCAGGACCACGUCCUGCUGCCUGGAGGACCUGCGGCCAGAGCUGCUGGAGGAGGUGAAGGACAUCCUCAUCCCCGAGGAGCGGCUCAUCACCCACCGCAGCCGCGUCAUUGGCAGAGGGCACUUUGGCAGCGUGUACCAUGGCACCUACAUGGACCCGCUGCUGGGCAACCUGCACUGUGCCGUCAAGUCCCUGCACCGUAUCACAGACCUGGAGGAGGUGGAGGAGUUCCUGCGAGAGGGCAUCCUGAUGAAGAGCUUCCACCACCCGCAGGUGCUCUCGCUGCUGGGGGUCUGCCUGCCCCGCCACGGGCUGCCCCUCGUCGUCCUGCCCUACAUGCGCCAUGGGGACCUGCGGCACUUCAUCCGCGCCCAGGAGCGGAGCCCCACGGUGAAGGAGCUCAUUGGCUUCGGGCUCCAGGUGGCCUUGGGCAUGGAGUAUUUGGCCCAGAAGAAAUUCGUGCACCGGGACCUGGCGGCCAGGAAUUGCAUGCUGGAUGAGACACUGACGGUGAAGGUGGCUGACUUCGGGCUGGCGCGGGAUGUGUUUGGCAAGGAGUACUACAGCAUCCGGCAGCACCGGCACGCCAAGCUGCCCGUCAAGUGGAUGGCGCUGGAGAGCCUACAGACCCAAAAAUUCACUACCAAGUCAGACGUGUGGUCCUUUGGGGUGCUCAUGUGGGAGCUGCUGACGCGGGGUGCCUCACCGUACCCUGAGGUGGACCCCUAUGACAUGGCCCGCUACCUGCUGCGGGGCCGGCGCCUGCCGCAGCCCCAGCCCUGCCCCGACACGCUGUAUGGGGUGAUGCUGAGCUGCUGGGCACCCACACCCGAGGAGCGGCCGUCCUUCUCGGGGCUGGUGUGUGAGCUGGAGCGUGUGCUGGCCUCGCUGGAAGGUGAGCGCUACGUCAACCUGGCUGUCACCUACGUCAACCUGGAGAGCGGCCCCCCUUUCCCCCCUGCCCCCAGGGGACAGCUGCCCGACAGUGAGGAUGAGGAGGAUGAAGAGGAUGAAGAGGAUGAGGACGCGGCUGUGCGCUGAUGGGGUGCUCUGCACCAUGGGUGCGCUCCCCCAAGGGGGGCUGUGGGGCACAGCCCAGUGCCGUGGGGCACCCACCCUAUGGGCUGGGUGCUGGGUGCUGUGGGUGCUGUCCUGUGCUGUGCACUGGGACUGUGCCAUGUCCCAUGGGGUCCCCCCACUUGACCCCACGCUGGCUGGGUGCUGUGGGGCUCAUCCUGCACCAGUGGGGUGCUCUGGGCCCCAUGGUCAGCCCCAGCGCGUGCCGUGGGGAACCCAGAGCUGACCACGUGCCACAAGGGGCUUUGGGGCCUCCCUGGGGAAAUUCAGCAUUUCGGGGUUGAAUCACUCAUAAAAACCAAAUGCUAUUUUUCA
Molecule: messenger RNA, 5293 nt
Organism: Gallus gallus (chicken)
Lineage: Eukaryota; Metazoa; Chordata; Aves; Galliformes; Phasianidae
Gene: MST1R
Product: macrophage stimulating 1 receptor
Exons: 21
Coding region: 650-4942 (1430 amino acids)
Biological process (GO): protein phosphorylation; multicellular organism development; positive regulation of kinase activity
Cellular component (GO): signaling receptor complex; membrane
Molecular function (GO): protein binding; transmembrane receptor protein tyrosine kinase activity; ATP binding
Source: RefSeq, a predicted model, not a curated record